AUGCGUGUAUCUAACUACAUACUACUGUUGACUGCUGUGUUGACCCCACAAGCCACUGCAGCCCCAAGCUCUAACGAAAGCUCGACUUAUCUCCCUGCAGUUGAUCUAGGCUAUGAACUCCACCGCGCCAUCUGGCAUAACCUCGACACCGACCUCUACAAAUUCCAAAACGUCCGCUACGGCCGGUCCCCUACCGGUAAACUCCGCUUCCGCGCCCCUCGACCCCCUCUUGAGACCCGCACGGUUGUUCAGACCGGCGCCGGAACACGCAUAUGCCCGCAAGGUCAGCCCCAAUGGCAGGCCAAGACGCUAAUGGCCAUCGGCAAGUACUCGAACCCGACAGUGCCCUUUACCUUGGAGGGCUGGGUCGAGGCAAUCGAGAAUGGGACGGUGCCGCCGGGGAAUAUCAAUGCAAAUGCAACUGAGGACUGUCUGUUGCUGGAUGUAUAUGUUCCCAGGAAGGUGCUCAAGGCAGCGGGAACGGGGGAUAAGCAGGGUGUGCCGGUGCUUGUAUUCAUCCAUGGCGGCGGCGGCGUCUUCGGCUCUAAAGACGGCUCUGGGCCCACCCUCUUUGAACCCUCGGGCAUCCUGGCACAGGCCCAAUCUGCCUUUAACCAGGACUUCGUCUUCGUCACCCUCAACUACCGUCUCGGCGCCUUUGGCUGGCUUAACAGUGCUGAGGUGCUUGCCGACGGUGACGCCAACGCGGCCCUCCUUGACCAGCGCUUCGCCCUCCAGUGGGUUCAGGAUAAUAUUCACUUGUUCGGCGGGUCCAAAGACCACGUGACGAUUAUGGGAGAGUCUGGGGGUGCAAGCUCGGCUCUUCGUCACUUGAUUGCUGCUGGUGAGGAUAAGAACCAGCAGGGUGCUUCGUGUAUGCCGACGAAGAAACUGUUCCAGCAGGUUAUCUUGCAGAGUCCGGCUGAUGUGCCCGUGGCGACCAGCAACCCAGAUGAGCUCUAUGACGGGUUCCUCUCCAUCCUCCAAGCUGGCAACCUAGAUGCUGUCAGGUCUAUGCCCUCCGCUGCCGUCAUCGCCGCCAACGCCGCCCAGGUCGCGGCCUUUCCCCACACAAAUUAUGUUCAUGCCCCCAUCGUCGACUCAGACACCUCGUUCGGUCCCGUGAUCGAAUCCUUGCAGGAAGGGAAGUUCGAUAAAUCAGUGAAAGUGAUGGCCGCGCACAACAUCUUCGAGGGCGGGUUCUUCUUUGAUCCGAGUGUAAAGACAGAUGCCAACUUUGAUAAGUGGUUGGAGAGGUCGUUCCCGGGGCUGGAUGUGAAGCAGAGGCAGGAGUUGGCGAAGGAAAUCUAUCCACCUGCGUAUGAUGGGUCGGUGGGGUAUGUGGACAUGAAUACCAGACAAAUGAGAGUGUGGGGUGAGUCAGCCAUUGACUGUGCCUUCAACGCCAUCAGCCAGGCUACUAAGGACAAGAGCUACGCUUACGAAUUUGGUGUCUCCCCUGGUUUCCACAUCCAGGACCUCUCCUACACCUUCGGCACUCCCGCCACCGCCAUGCGCCCGUCUCAAAAGUCUCUUCAACUCGCCAUCGCCAGCUUUGUCCUGAAGGGGGUGCCAGUCCUGGAGAACGGGAAGGAGUUCCCUAUCUUCGGUGACGAGGGUCUACUGGUAAAUAUUACAGCUGCUGGAGCUAUUUCUUCAGUGCCGAAUAGUGUCAAUCAGACCAGGUGCUUUUAG
This is a messenger RNA of Fusarium musae, 1695 nucleotides long. RefSeq lists its product as uncharacterized. The coding region runs from base 1 to 1695 and encodes 564 amino acids. Lineage: Eukaryota; Fungi; Ascomycota; Sordariomycetes; Hypocreales; Nectriaceae. The record is from RefSeq and is a predicted model, not a curated record. The transcript is spliced from 5 exons.